This is a messenger RNA of Strongyloides ratti, 7689 nucleotides long. Its product is annotated as Epidermal growth factor-like domain and EGF-like calcium-binding domain and Immunoglobulin subtype 2 domain and Immunoglobulin subtype domain and G2 nidogen/fibulin G2F domain and Immunoglobulin-like domain and Green fluorescent protein domain and Insulin-like growth factor binding protein, N-terminal domain and Immunoglobulin I-set domain and Immunoglobulin-like fold domain and Green fluorescent protein-like domain and Complement Clr-like EGF domain-containing protein. The coding region runs from base 1 to 7689 and encodes 2562 amino acids. Lineage: Eukaryota; Metazoa; Nematoda; Chromadorea; Rhabditida; Strongyloididae. Gene Ontology annotation, molecular function: calcium ion binding. The record is from RefSeq and is a predicted model, not a curated record. The transcript is spliced from 8 exons.
AUGUUUUAUAAUGGUGAAGAAAUUAUAAGGGACGAAAAUAAAUUUAGAAAUGAUCGUCAAUUUCUUGAUAUAGAAAAGAUAUCAGAAGAUGAUGCAGGACAUUAUACAUGUAUUGCUAUUAAUGAUGGUGGAUCGGCAGAAAAAGAUAUAAUAUAUAGUAUUCUUAAUGCUCCUAAGAUGAUAGAAAAAGAAAAUUUUGUUGAAGGGAAGGAAGGAAAUACCACUACAUUUAUCUGUCCAUUACAUGAAGAUAAUGCGGAAAUUGAGUGGUUUAAAAAUGAUAUACCAGUUAAAAAUAUUCCUGGUUCUAAUUUUCAAAUUACUAAAAAUGGUAAACAUUUAACUAUCAUAAAGAUUCAAAAGAAUGAUGGCGGUAAAUUUCAUUGUUUGGCUAAAAAUGCAGCUGGUGAAGAUAAUGGAAUAUUUAAUUUUAAAGUAUUAAUUCCUCCAUCAAUAACUGGUCCUUCAUUUAGAACAAUUGAUAAUCCAAUUAAACAACCAACAACACUUAAUUGUAAUAUAUCAGGUAUUCCAUUUCCUGAAAUAGAAUGGCUUUUAGAUGGUAAUCCACUUAUAACUGAUCAUGGAUAUGAAAUUAAAAAUAAUGGAAAGACAUUAUUUAUUCCUAUAACAGAUACCAUACAUAAAGGUCGUUAUACAUGUAAAGGAUAUAAUAAAAUAGGAAAUAUUGAAGCAGAUUUUCUUUUACAAGUUACAGAACCACCUGUUAUCAAACCAAUGUUAAAAGAACAAAAAGUUAUUGAAGGACAAGGUAUUACUAUACGUUGUGAAGUUGAAGGAUCUAAACCAUCUAAAGUUGAAUGGAGAAAAAAUGGUGAACCAUAUUCUUCAGAAUUAACACAUUCAUCAUCAUUUAUGCAUUAUAUAUAUAUUAAAGAAACAAAAUUAGCAAGUUCAGGAAAUUAUACAUGUAUUGCAUCAAAUUUUGCUGGUUCUGUUAAUGAUACAACAAAAUUAAUUGUCCUCGUACCACCAUCAAUUAUUGAGGGUGAAAAAAUUAUACAAUUAAAAGAAUAUCAAGAUAUGACUUUAGAUUGUACAGCUAAUGGAAUUCCACCACCUAUUAUUAAAUGGAAAAAAGGUGAUAUUCCAUUAGAUGUUAUUGGUGAAAAAUUAAAUUUAUAUAAUGUAAGCCGUAAUGAUAAUGGAAGAUAUACCUGUGAGGCAACAAGUGAAUCAGGAAUUGCUGUUACUGAUUUUAUUGUUGAUGUUUUAGAAAAACCUAGAAUUCGCCAAUCCCCAUCUGAUAUACGGGUUAAAGAAACUAACAUUGCUAAAUUUGAAUGUAAAAGUGAUGGAAAUCCAACACCUUCUGUUACAUGGCUUCGUGGUGGUAGACCAAUACAAGAUACCUCAGAUUUGUUAUUCUCUCCACGAGGUGAAACAAUGAUGAUUCCACAUGCCCGAAAAUCUGACUCCGGAAGAUAUUCAUGUGUUGCAAAAAAUAGUGGUGGUGAAACUGAAAAAGAAUUUACCUUAACUAUUCUUACUGCUCCUAGUAUUGAAGAGUCAAUUGAUCAAAAUCCACGAGUUAUUCAUGGAAAUGAUCUUGUUAUUAGUUGCCCAGCAAUAGGUAACCCUAAACCUAAUAUUAUAUGGUUUAAAAAUAAUGAAGAAAUAAUUUUUGAAAAAGAAACUAAAUAUACAUUAAUAAAUAAUACAAAUUUAUUUAUUAAAAAUGCUGAUAUUAAUGAUGGAGCUAAAUUUACCUGUAAAGCAGAAAAUGAAGUAGCAUCAAUAGAUACUGAUUACUCAGUUGAAAUUAUUGCUAAACCUAAAUUUGGAUCUAAAGGUCAAAAGUCAUAUAAUGUUGUUGUUAAUAAUGAUGUUACAAUGGAAUGUCCUCUUGAUGUACCUAAACCAGAAUUUUCAUUCUUUGGUUUUAAAAGAAAAAAUGAAUUCAAGGUGACUUGGACAAAGAAUGGUGAGGUAAUUAAUAAUGAAAAAGGAAAAUAUUAUAUUUCAAAAGAUAGUUUGAAGUUAACAAUUCAUAAUGCUAAAUUAACAUCAGCAGGAAAGUAUAGUUGUGAGGUGUCUAAUGAAGCUGGUGAAGCUGAAAUUGAUAUAAAUUUAAAAGUACUAGUACCACCUAAAAUUGAUAAAUCAAAUUUAAUUCAAAAUCCAUUGGCAAUAUUAAAUAAGACAAUAUCAUUAGAAUGUCCAGCUAGUGGAAUUCCACAACCAACAGUCACAUGGCUUCGUGAUGGUGUAGUUAUUGUUUUUGAAGAUGACAAAUAUACAGAAGAUGGAAAUGGACAAAUUUUGAAUAUUAAAAAAGUAGAUAUUAGUGAUCAGGGUAAAUAUUCAUGUUUAGUUGAAUCGACGGCUGGUAAAACUUCUGAAGAUUUUGAUUUACAAGUUUUAAUUCCACCUCAAAUGGAAAGUUAUGAAACACAACAUAUUAAUAAGAGAGAAGGUGAAGUUUUAACAUUAGUCUGUCCAAUUAAAGUUCCAAUUGAACAGAAUGUUCCUAUUGAUAUUGUUUGGUAUAAAAAUACAAUACCAUUAGAUCCACUUUCAAGUAAUCAUUUCAAAUUAUUAUCUGAUGGAAGAAGGUAUCAAGUUUUGUCUGCAUCGUUCUUUGACACAGCAAAUUAUACCUGUCAGGCAGUGAAUCGUGCAGGAGAAGCAAAAGCAAAUUUUGAAGUGAAUAUAUUAUCUAAACCAAUUAUUGAUACAACAAAAAUUGACCUAGAACCUCAUUUCUUUGAAAAUUCUGAUGUUGAGUUGUGGUGUCCAACAUCUGGUAAUCCACCACCAACAAUUACUUGGUAUAAAAAUGGUAUCGAAGUUGAUCCCUCAAAGGAUGAUAGAAUUAAAAUCUCACCUGAUAAAUCAACAAUUACAAUCAGUAAAGUUAAUGCUAAUGAGGCAGGUUCAUGGGUCUGUUUGGCGGAGAAUGAUGCUGGAACAUCAGAAUUAGAAAUUACACUAGAUGUUUGGAUUAAACCAUCAGCUGAAGUUUAUAGUGAUACUGGUGUUAUAAGAAAAGUUGGAAGUCAAGUAUCAAUACAUUGUAAUGUUACAGGAAACCCAGAACCUGAAAUUAUUUGGAGAUUUAAUGGAAAUAUUAUUUCAUCUUCUGUUGAUGGAAUAAGAUUAUCUUUAAAAAAUACAAGACUUGAUAUUCCUCGAUUAUCACAAAGUAAUGUUGGUGAGUAUAGUUGUCAUGCCACAAAUUCAGUUGGAUCAGCUGAAAAAGAUAUAUGGGUGGAUGUUUUAGUUCCUCCAACAAUUGAUAGAGAUAUAGCUGAUCCAAAUCCUCGAAUACCAACAGAAAAAAAUCUUACAUUAACAUGUUUAGUUGAUGGUAAACCAGAUCCAGAAAUAUCAUGGUAUUUAAAUGGAAGUAUAAUUAGUCCAUUUGACAAAAGAUAUUCAAUAUCAGAAGAGGGUAGAUAUUUACAAAUAUUUAAUAUAACAUUAUUGGAUUCUGGUAUAUAUAAAUGUGAUGCAGUUAAUGAAGCUGGACAUGAUGAAUUUGAAUAUUAUGUUGAUGUUGACCAGGCACCAUUUAUAUAUAAUAGUGGAACUGUUAAAGUUGAGGAAGGAAAAGUAUCUGUUCUUGAAUGUAAGGCUAUUGGUGAACCAACACCAAAAAUUACCUGGCAACGUAAUGGAGUUCACGUUGAAAGUGGUGAAAGAUAUAUUGUUAAUGAUGGAAUACUUAAAAUUAUUGAUACCCGUUUAACAGAUAUUGGAAUUUAUAUUUGUUUUGCAGAAAAUGAAGCAGGUCAGGAUCAGCAAGCUUUUACAUUAGAAAUAUUAAUUAAACCAAGUAUAAGAGAAUCAUCACCUCCAGAAACAAUUGUUGCUACAGGAGGACAAUUUGAUUUAUAUUGUAUACCAAAUGGUUAUCCUCAACCACAAAUAACAUGGUUUUUAAAUGAUGAAAAUAUGGAAUUAUUAGGGAACGAUCCUAAUAUUGACUUUUCAAUUGAUAACGAAAUAUUAACUGUUAAACAUUUACAUUCAAGUGGAACUCAUAUUUUUAAAUGUCAAGCAACUAAUAAUGCAGGAAAAGAAUCAAGAGAAAUGUCUGUAAAAGUACUACUUCCACCUACUCUAGUGUCAGAUGAUAAAAAAGUACUUAAUAUCACUGAAGGGGAACCUGCACUUUUGGCAUGCGAUAUUCAUGAAACAUAUCGUGAUAGUAUUAUAUGGACAAAAAAUAACGAAACAAUAAACUUUGAUAAUAAUAUUUUCCUUUCAACUGACAAUUCAUUUAUUCAAAUAAACAAAACAAAAUUGUCAGAUGCUGGUAAUUAUAAAUGUUCAGCAUCAAAUGCUGCAGGGCAUACACAACAAGAAAUUUUAUUAAAUAUAGGAAUACCGCCUAAAAUAUCUGAAAAAGAAAGAUUAAUAACAUUCAAAGUUGGGGAACGAGGAGAAAUAUGGUGUGAAGCAACCGGUGUACCAAAUCCAAAGAUUACAUGGCUUAAAGAUAAUGAACCAUUAAUACAUACUGCAAUUGAUAAAAUGUCAGGUGAAAUAAAAUCUUCAGCAAUAUUUGAAAGUAUUACUAUAGCAUCAGAAGGUACUUAUACAUGUAAAGCAGAAAAUUGGGCUGGAACAAUUUAUAAAGAUUUUGAUUUAGCAGUAUUAAUACCACCUACAAUUUAUCCUGAAAGACUUAAUAUAACAUCACGUAAUGGAAAUAUUGUUUUAUUGGAAUGUAAUGCUACUGGAAAUCCAAUACCUGUAAUAUCAUGGGUAAAAAUACCAGGUGUUAAUAUUACUGGAAGUGAAGGAAAAUAUAAAGUUUUUGGAUCAACACUUGCUAUAAAUAAUGUAACAUCAGAUGAUGAUGGUUUUUAUCAUUGUAGUGCUAAAAGUGAUGCUGGUUUUGCUAUAGGUGUCAGAAAGUUAUCAGUUAUAGGUAAUGAAAGUAAAAAUAAAUUAGUUCAUGUUGAGUGUGAUGAGAAUGGUGAACCAAUUUCAAAACGUUUUGUAAGUAAUAGAGGUGAUGCACCAGAAAAUUCUGAUUUAAUAGAAAUGCAAUUAGAACAUAUACAAUUACCAGAAAAUAAUACAGAUGGUGUUAUAAUUCGUUGCCUACCGGGAAGAUUUAAUAGAAAUCCAUUAUUUAAAUAUGCCUCAGUUUUAUUUAUUGAAACACCAGAACAUACAAAUGUUAGUAUUGGAGAGAUACUAGAGUUAAAAUGUAGUGCUGAAGGUAUGCCAACACCGGAGAUUAAAUGGAUGAAAAAUGGUAAAUAUGUUAAUAAUACACUUCCAGCAUACGGAAAUUCAAUACUAAAAAUGGAAAUUAAACAUGUUAAUCAAUCCGGAACAUAUACAUGUAUUGCAUCAAAUUCCAUCUCAACAAAACGUGUUAAUGCAAUUAUAACAGUAAAUGAUUUACAUGAAAAAAAUAAGACUGAUAUUAAAUUUUCCAAAGAACUAACUACAAUUGAGUGUAGUUUACCAAAGUGGAAACGAAGUUUAAGAAAUAAAAAAUCUAAAAAAAAUGUUGUAUGGAAAAUGGAUAAUGAACUUGUAGAUCAAAAUUCAAAAGGUGUUCAUCUUUUAAAUAAUAAUAGUCUUGUAGUUGGAUAUAAAGCAGAAAAAGAGGAAUUAAUUAAAUAUAUAGAUUGUUAUAUAGAUGGAAAUCAUGGUACAUUAAAAUUAUCACAUGUUAAGGUACCAAAAGAUAAACCACCAAAAGUUGUCAUUAGGCCUACAAGAAUUCAUGCUAAACCUACAUUUAAUAUAACUAUUGAUUGUAGAUUAAAAAGAGGAAAUCCAUUAACAACAAGAAUACGAUGGAGUAAAAAUAAUAUUCCAAUAAUAUCAGAUGAUUAUAAAUAUAAAGUAUUAUCUAAUAAUAGUUUAGCUAUAUUUAAUAUUGAAUCAAAUGAUGGUGGUGAUUAUAAAUGUCGAGGAUUUAAUCCAUUAGGUAAAAGUUGGGAUGGUGUAAAAUUAAUUGUUGAACAUGGACCAACAAGUGUUAAAUCUACAAUUAAAAAUGAAGCAUUAACAUUAAAACAUGACAUUGAGUAUGGUGAAGAUGAAAUUGAUAUAACAACUUUUGUUGAAGAUCUUAUUGGAAAUAAAAGUAAAUUAAGUAAAAAUAUUGCUGGUAUCAUAUCUGCACCAUAUCCAUUAUUAAGUAAUGGUAAAGAUAUGCCAAAUAUAAGAAAAACAAAAGGUAAAUUUAAUAGAACAACACAAUACUUUUUUGAGAAUGGUCAAAAAGUUACUGUAAAUCAGAAAGGAAAAGGUUUAGAUAAUAAAGAUAUACUUGAUAUGGAAACAGAUAUUGAAGGUAAUUUACCACAUUCAGAAUAUGAAUAUCUUUAUUUUAAUCCAUUGGAUGUUGAGAUGUUUGAAUUAGAACCUGGUGUAUAUAUUGGAAAUGGACAAAGUAUGGUUACAUUAAAUAAUAAACAUAAAAUUGGUUUUGAAUGGAAGGAUGAAAUUAAGUAUGAUCCUGAUUAUGAAGAUAGAAUAAAUAUGAAUGAUAUGAAAACUACAUAUAUAACAGCAACUCCAUCUAUUGGUUUAAAAAAAAAUAAAAUAAAUACAAAAUUUGAGACAAAAGAAGAUUGUCCAAAAGGAUUUAAUUUAAUUAAUGGUAAAUGUGAAGAUAUUGAUGAGUGUCUUGAAACUGAACCAUGUGAUGAUCCAGAGGCAGAAUGUAUUAAUUAUGAAGGUUCAUAUGAAUGUAAAAUAUCUUGUCCUAGAGGUUUUUCAUCAAAAUUAGAUGGUACAUGUGUUGAUAUUGAUGAAUGUGCUAUUGGACCAAAUAUUUGUUCAGGUAAUAAAGAAUGUAUUAAUUUAGAAGGAUCAUAUAAAUGUAUUGAUAAAUGUGAAGAUGGAUAUGAAUUAAAUAUAUAUGAUAAAUGUGUUGAUAUUGAUGAAUGUUCAUUAAAUAUGUGUGGACAAUCUAUGUCAUGUACAAAUACAUUAGGAUCAUAUAUAUGUACAUGUCCAGAAGGAUACCCACCAACUAAUGAUGGAUGUAGUGGUUUGGUAUUUGAUGUAGAAAGACCAGUAUAUAAUAUUGAAUUUAAUGAUUCACAAUCAUUUAAUAAAUGUCCAUCUAAUUAUUGGUGGAAUGGAACAAUAUGUAAAGAUAUAGAUGAAUGUUCAUUUGAUGCUCCAUGUCAACAUCAAUGUAUUAAUUUAGCAGGAACAUAUACAUGUUCAUGUCCAGAUGGAUAUAGAUUAGAUGAAAAAAGUCUUAAAUGUAUUGAUAUAAAUGAAUGUCUUGAGAUACCAAAUUUAUGUUCAUAUGAUUCACUAUGUAUUAAUAUAUUAGGAAGUUAUCAUUGUCAAAGUUCACCAUGCCGUAAAGGUUAUAUUUUUAUGGAUAAUUUUUGUAAACCUAAAUGUCGUGGACCAUGUGGUAUUAAACCAAUAAAAAUUGAGACAAUUAGUGCUCGUAAAGGAUUACCAAAAAAUACUCCAUUACUUCGUCUAACAACUCAAGAUAAAGAUGGUCAUAUAAUGAAAAAUACUGAUUACCAUAUGUCUUAUCAUUAUAAAUAUAGAAUUGAAAAUAUUGAUGGUAAAGGUAUAGUAUAUAAUAAUGAACAAUUAAAUGAAGAAGAUAUACAUCGCCUAGUUAUAACAUCUACACCAAGAGAUAUCAACAAUAAUACAAUUAUCAAUAAAAUACAACAAACAGUUCUUUAUAUAGCUAUCUCAGCUUAUGACUUUUAA